UCAUCAAUCACUCCAAGUGACGACCGGCGGGAUCAGCUCUUCGCCAGCGCACGACGGGGUUUUCUUUUCCCACACGCAAUGUCUCACAUGUCAGCUGCUGCCGGCGAGCAAGACACGACGACUCGGGCCGUCGGUGACGUCGAGGUUUCGGAGGUGAAGGAGGAAGCAAAUGACGGAGGUCGUGUCUCGGACGUGAUGGAUGUCUCGGGAGAGCCCGCGGAAGAAGCGAAGUCCGAACCCGUCGUUGUUACCGACGCGGAGGACGCUGGCGCGGAGGUUACAGUGGAGGUUGCCAAUAAGGAGAAGGAGGACGUUGCGCCCACACUCGAACUGGUCGAUCCUGCGCUCAGGCCGAUCUUGGGCAAGAAGGGUUCGUUCGUGUAUGACCGCGAGUCUAAGCAGUGGGUCGUGAAGAAGGAACCUGCUUCUCCUACUUCUCCCAUUGUGCCCAGCAACGACGAUGUUCCUGCUACUGCGAGUACCGUGGACGCUUCUCCCCCCGAAGAAGCGACGAUCGCUCAGCCGGAGCCGGAGGUGCACGCGACCGCCAUCGCCGAGCCCGAGCCUGAAACGGCGGAGCUUGCUACAGAGCCCGAGCUCGCCCAUGAAGAACCAAAAGUUGGAGAUGCUGCGGCUGGGGAGCCGGCGGACGAGACCGCAGCGGAGCCCGAGCCAGCUCACGAAGAGGCACCCGCUGAACUCGCCACUGGUGAAUCGCAAAGCGAUGUUUCAGUGGAGCCACAGCCAGCUCACGAAGAGGCUGCUGAGGUCGGCGCGGUUGAGGAGCCGGCGAGCGAGGCCGUAACGGGGUCAGAACCGGUUCACGAAGAGUCUGCUGAGCCCUCUGCGGUUGAAGAGCCCGCGGGCGAGAUCGUAACGGAGCCAGAAUCUGUCCACGGAGAGGCUGCCGCCGAGCCCGCCGCAGUCGAGGAACCGGCGAGUGAGGCCGUGGCGGAGCCCCAGCCAGAAACAUCGGCGACUAUCCCGGAGGAGGCUGCUCCUCCUGAGGUUCCCGCGCCUGCCAUCGAGGAGCCGUCUGCCCACGAAGAGGUCUUUGCCGACGAAACAUCCACGCCCGCCGCUAUCGAGGAGAUCACGGUCGAGGGCGCAACAGAGUCCGAGCCGGAGGCUGAAGCACCUGUCGCGGACGCUCCAGCCGUGGAAGCGGCAGACGCGACUGUUGAAGAUGUCCAACUUGAGAAGAGUGCGGCGUGGGAAGCACAGCUGCUCGAGGCGGCGCAGCCGGCGACGGAGCCCGUCGUCGAGGUCGAGGACCAGGACGAAGUUCCUGCUGCCGUAGACCCCGUUGCCGCUGAAGAAUCUGCUCCCGUUGCUACUCCUGACCAGCCGAUCGAGCCCGUCGCUGAAGAGCCUGCACUUGAGACGCCUGAGGCUGCGAGCGUUGUCGAGGAGAAGACCGCCGUUGAGGAAGACGUCGUAACUCAAACCGAGCCCGAGCCCGAGCCGGCGACCGCUGAAAUCGAGGAGGUGCCUGCUGCUGUUUCUGAACCGGAUCACCCUGUAGAGCCGGUCGUGGACGAAACUCCUGCCGCCAGCGAGGAGCCCGCGGAGUCCGCCGCUGAAGAGUCCUCUACGCCCAACGUCGAGACCCCCACUUUGGCGCCCAAGGUCGCCUCCGGUGCAGAGCCCGAUCAGUCUGUCGACCUCGUCGCAGAGGAACCUGCACUCGACUUAGCUGCGGAUACCGAGGACGAGCCUGCGGAUGACGUAGCGUCCAUUGCUGUUACCAUCGACUCUGAGGACGUCGCCGUCGACGACAUCACGGACGCGGCCGUCGACGACAUCACGGACGCGACCCCCGUCGUCUCCGAGACCGCGAGCGUUGCUUCGGAUGCUGCCAGCGAGGUGGAAACGGAUGUGCCGGAGGGCGCGGACGACGUCGCGUCCACUGCGGUCACAAUCGAUUCGGAGGACGUCACUGUCGACGAUAUUACCGAGGGAACAGUGAGCGAAGCGGAGACGGACGUGCCCUCCAGCGCGGACGAGGAGACCAGCGGGGAAGCGACCGACGUGCCCUCCGCUUUGGAAGACACUGCCAGCGAAGUCACCAUCCCUCCGCCCUCCGACGAUGCAGCCAUGGAACCAGAGGCCGAAAGCGCGAACGAAGCGGUUGUCGAAGAGUCCGUACUCGGACCGGCCGUUGAGGCGGAGAAUGCGAACGAGGUGGCUGUUGAAACGACCGUGGCCGAACCAGCUGCCGAAGCGGAAAGUACCGCUGAUGCGGGCGCCGUACCGACUGAAGAGCCGGCCAGCCUAGAGGUGGCGGAGGAGAGCACGAACGAAGGUGCAGUGUCGCCCUCCGUUCUGCUGGACGGUCAACCCGUCGAAGCACCGGAGACUGCGAACGAGGCCGUAUUCGAGCAUGAACCUACAGUCGAGGCGGACCGGGCGCGCUCGCCGUCGUUGUUGCUGGAGGGUGAGCCAAUCGAGGCGCCUGGAGGCGACGAAGAGGAGGUUGCUGCCGGGCCCGUGGAGGAGACCGAGCGCCCAAAGUCGCGCAGUAGCUUCGUGCAGUCGUACUCGGUCACGUCACAGGGUCCUGGGGAGGCGGUUGAAGAAGCGCAGGCGGAGGGCACCGUCGAGGUGCCGUUGACGCUCGAUACGCACGUGGACGACGCCGUUGCGACCGCACCGCCGCCGACGUUGCGGAAGAGCUCGUCGCGGGCUUCGAUGUCGUAUACGGUGACUACCCAAGGUCCCGGAGGUGCUCAGAAAGAGGAGUCGGAAGAAGUCGCAGAGCCAGAGCCCGAGGUGAAGGAGGUUGAGAAGUCGCGCUCGUUGAGCCCCGAGCCCGGUUUGAAGAGGACGCCUUCGCAGGCGUCGCUGUCGUACUCGGUAACGCACCAGGCGGGGUCGCCUCGCACGGAGCCCCAGGAGCCCGUGGAGAACGUCGUUCCAGCAGAGGAAGAGGUUGCGCCUGUCGCCGCGGUUGAGACUAUACCGGCCGAAGAAGUGCCAGCCGCGACUGAAGAUGUUCCGGAGACGCAACAAGCCGCGAACGAGGUGGCCGUCGAGGGGCCGGUUCCGGAUGAGGCAGCACCCGUUGCUGAAGAGCCGAAACAAGAGGAGACUGUCCCAGAGAGCGCGAACGAGGCUGUGCUUCCGCCUUCCGUCGCUGUCGAAGGGGAGUCUGUGGACCUGGAGGGCAGUGCGAACGACGCCGCGACGGUGGCGGGCACCGAGCCGGAGGCGCUCACGGCGCCCAAGCCGAUUCGCAGGAGCUCGUCGCAGGCGUCGCUGUCGUACACCGUCACGAGGCAAGGGCCAGGCGAGCCUGUGCAAACUGAGACCCAGAUCGUGGAUGAACCGGAGGCUGUGGGGGAGCCGUCCGCUCCUGCGCCUGCGGCGCUCGAUGCGCCGGCACUGAAGAGAACCUCGUCGCAAGCGUCGCUGUCUUACUCCGUGACGCGUCAGGUGCCCGGCCAGCCUGCUGAGGAACCUACCGCAGAGGAGGCUGAGGUGGAGAAGGAGACUGUUGCUGUUGUGCCUGCGCAGACUCUCGAGGCUGAGAAGCCAACGUUGAAGAAGAGCGCGUCGCAGGCGUCUUUGUCUUAUUCUGUGACGCGGCAGGUUCCUGGGCAAGCUGCCGAGGAGGAAGCCACCGUCGAACAGGAGGAACCGGAGAAGGCAACUGAGCCUGAGCCCUUGCAGCUCCAGGCGCCGUCGCUGAAGAAGACGCCGUCCCAGGCUUCUCUCUCUUACUCCGUUACCCAUCAAAUGCCUGGUCAGACCACGGACCCCGAGCCGGAGGCGGAGGUAGUCGAUGUCGAGCAAGCGGAGGAAGAGAAGCAACAGCUGGAUGCGCCAACGCUCAAGAAGUCGCCGUCGCAGGCGUCGUUGUCGUACUCUGUCACGAGGCAGGUGCCCGGGCAACCUGCGGAAGAGCCUGUGGAAGCGCCGCAAGCGAAGAUUGAGCCACAGGCAGAGCACCUGCAGGCGCCAACGCUCAAGAAGUCGCCCUCGCAGGCAUCGUUGUCGUACUCUGUUACGAGGCAAGAACCGGGUAAACCGGUCGAGGAGCUUGCGGACGAACCAACCGUAGAAUCUGCGCCAGCUGCUCCUGCUGUUGAGGUCAAGACGCUCGAGCCGCCAGUGCUGAAGAAGUCCCCCUCGCAAGCGUCGCUGUCGUACUCCGUCACGCGACAGGUGCCCGGUCAGACUGCCGAAGAGGCGAAGGACGACGAGGUAGUGGACUCGGCGGUGGACGUCAAGGCUUCGCCGUUGGUCGUGCCGCCGGCUGCUGGCGCCGACGUCGAGAGGCCGCGAUCACCUUACGCGGCGUCGUACUCCGUCUUCACGCAGGGACCUGCAAACGGCAAAACGGAACUUGCAGCGCCAGCGGAGGCAGACAAGCCGGCGUUCCCUUCGAGUGCUGAGGAAAGUGCGUCUGUGCCUACGAGCCCGGCCGUGGACAGUGCGGAUACCAAGCGCACACGCCGUGUCUCGCACGCGUCAACGGUGUCGUCACGGUUCUUCCCCGGGGGUUGGUUCUCGAGUUCGCCGAAGACGGCCGAGAUCUUGGAGGAGGCGCCUGCGCUCGUCGCUAGCGAGAGCGAGGUGGUACAUGAACCAACGACUCCUGCUGCUGGUGGAGAGAAGAAGAAGGAGAAAGGGUGGGGAUGCGUGGUGAUGUGAGGCCUCUUUUGGGGGAAUGAACGAACGUUGGUGGGUGGGUGCCCACGCGGUAACGGCGAGGCGUUGGGUGAAGAGAGACGUGCUUUAUUCUUUACGCUAUUUCUUCGCAUUCGGUCUUGGGCUUGCUUCGUUUCAUGUUUAUGACGACUUGAUUACGACCACGAUAGUUUCCUGGAAUGGAGUAAUUUUCGCG
Punctularia strigosozonata HHB-11173 SS5 is the source of this 4849-nucleotide messenger RNA. RefSeq lists its product as uncharacterized. NCBI's taxonomy places the organism in Eukaryota, Fungi, Basidiomycota, Agaricomycetes, Corticiales, Punctulariaceae. Bases 79 to 4656 code for a protein of 1525 amino acids. The record is from RefSeq and is a predicted model, not a curated record. The transcript has 4 exons.